UGUACUGCUCAUUUGCCUUGCGCAUGAAGCAACCUUUGGAUUCACUUCUGCACCCCCUACCUUCUGCAAACCUCCACCCUCUUGCCAAAAAGGAUCAUCAUUUCAGCACAUCCCAAAACCCAUUAACAGCUGUGGAGGCCGUUUCCUGCUUUUGCUUUAGUAGCCGAACCCCUAAAAAACACCCAAAAGGCGAAUUCCGAUUUCAAUUAGUAUACUCGGUUUGAAUAGUCCGUGUGAUUGCUUCUAGGAGGUUUACAGUUUAGUAAUGAAGGAGUACAUCUGAUGCCCAUGAAGUAGCCAUGAACAGGAGUCACGUAGGUUCAGUCAGCAGCUCCGAUCUUAUCGAUGCCAAGCUCGAACAGCAUCGGAUGUGUGGAUCAAAGCAGUGUCCCAGCUGUGGCCACAAGCUCGAUGGAAAGCCGGACUGGGUUGGGCUACCAGCAGGAGUAAAGUUUGAUCCGACGGACCAAGAAUUGAUAGAACACCUCGAGGCCAAGGUUAAAGGAGAAGAAUCGAGGUCCCAUCCUCUGAUAGAUGAGUUUAUACCCACAAUAGAAGGAGAAGAUGGCAUCUGCUACACUCAUCCUGAGAAACUCCCAGGUGUGACAAGAGAUGGCCUAAGCAAGCACUUCUUCCACAGGCCAUCAAAGGCCUACACCACAGGCACAAGAAAGAGAAGGAAGAUCCAAACAGAAUGUGACCUCCAGAGGGGCGAGACAAGGUGGCAUAAGACUGGCAAAACCAGGCCGGUAAUGGUCAAUGGAAAGCAAAAGGGGUGCAAGAAAAUACUAGUUCUGUACACCAACUUCGGGAAGCACAGGAAACCUGAGAAGACCAACUGGGUCAUGCACCAGUACCACUUGGGGGAGCUAGAGGAAGAGAAGGAAGGGGAGCUGGUGGUGUCUAAGAUAUUCUACCAGACCCAGCCAAGGCAGUGUAACUGGUCAGACAGGAGUGCAGCAACAGCAGCAGCAGCUGGGGAGGUAAUGGACAGAAGGCGGGACAGUGGGAGUGGGAGCUGCUCCUCAAAAGAGAUGGUUAGCCAGAGGGAUGAGCUCACUUCUGGGGUUGGUAUCUCAGGAUACAGUGCCUUGGAGAUCCAGCAGAAUAUCAAGCCAGAUAAUUUCAGCUUUGCUCCAUUUAGGAAAAGAUUUGAUGAGGUCGGCAUGGGAGAGGCAGCAGCAAAGGCAAGAGAGGAGCAUGAGGAACAUGAGCAGUUCCACACAUUACCGCAGCAUCAUGUGACCCAAGAACAUCAGCAUCGGCAGGCGGCACCGAUCGCAGCCUUCCAUAUCAGCAGGCCUACGAACCCCAUCCCCACCAUCAUCUCGCCUCCUCCACCGCACCAGACGUCGAUUGUGCUCGAUGACCCCUACCAUGUCUCAGGGCUCCUGCUCCCACCUGAUAAGUUUCAGCAGCAGCAGCAGCAACAGCAGCAGCAGAAGCUGGAUCAUAGAUCUACUUCUGGCCUGGAAGAAUUGAUAAUGGGUUGCACUGCAUCUGGCGUUAAAGGAGAAACGUCAAUGCCACACUCCCAAGAAUGGCAGUACUCUUACUGGUCGCCUGACAACCCAGAUCAUCAUGGGUAAUAACGAAGGAGAGGAAAACCAAGAAAGUUAGUGGAACAUCAUCAUUAGCAUCAUCAGUACUUAGACUAUACAAUGUUGUUUUUUUCAAGGAGUGAAACAAGUUUGGAGGAAAAAACAAAAUGGUCCCCUCUAUCUUCUUCGCCACAGGGACUUGGGUAAGUAGCUGACGGGUCAGCGAGUAAAAACUAACCGUACGGUAAUCCAGGUUGGAUAGAAACAAAGUGCAAAGUUGUGGGUGAAAAAGAAAAGGAAAAAAAAAGACAAAAAAAAAAAA
Messenger RNA from Elaeis guineensis (African oil palm), 1863 nucleotides. The record is from RefSeq and is a predicted model, not a curated record. Lineage: Eukaryota; Viridiplantae; Streptophyta; Magnoliopsida; Arecales; Arecaceae.